Messenger RNA from Closterium sp. NIES-65, 762 nucleotides. The record is from the annotation of a GenBank genome assembly. Lineage: Eukaryota; Viridiplantae; Streptophyta; Zygnematophyceae; Desmidiales; Closteriaceae.
AUGGCAAAUGACGCUCUUGCCCUUGUGGCAACUGCCCUUGCAGAAGCCAGCCCAGGAGGGGUCCCGGGGGACCAACUACAGAGGUUUCGGCGUCCGCACCGGCGACCGGCGCGUCCUCCUCGGUCCGGGCUCCGCCCUGUUCCCCUGUCGCCGCAGUCGCCACCGCAGCCGGUGCAGACGCCGUUACAGGCUCCGGUGACGCCGUCAGCUCCACCGCCACGGUCGGUUCCUGAGCCACUGGUGGUCCCGUCUCCCCCGGUUGCCAGUGCCUGGGGGAUGGGAGAGGGUGAGGCUGAGCCGCCGCCAGAGGCAGCGUCAGACCCGCCAGGCUCAGCAGCAGCCGUCGUCUCAGUCGCCUCAGCAGCAACCCCCUCCAGCCCCGCAGCAGCUGCAUCCUCAACCGUCGCGGCCACCUCUGUCUCAGACCCCAUUGCGCCACUUCCCCCUGCCGCCUCGGCCGCAGCCGCCUCGCCCCCCGUCGUCUCCUGUUCCUCCGGCGCCUCCCGAUGUGCAGGUGUGGAGGUUGGGGGGAUGUUGCCGUCGGAGCAGUCAGCGGCGGUGUCCGCCGCAAGGGAGAUGCUGCAUUAUCUCCCCCUGAUCGGGCUUGUCCAGGGCGCCCCUGGUGCUGCGCUCGGGCCUGGCCCUGGGGCAAUGUUGCGGCUUGCUGAGUCUGCGCAAGGGGCCCCUCUUGGUCUUGUAUCAGCCGCCGCAUCCGUCCUACGCUGGAUGGACGGGAGGCUGUGCUGGAUACUCUCCGAGUAG